CGGCCGGCUCCGCAGCAGCAGCAGCAGCAGCAGCGGGCAGCGGGCAACGGGCAGCGGGCACCGGCGCACUCGGCUUCCCGGGAGGCGCCUGAGGUCGGAUAAAUACAUCCCAGGCUCCCGGGGAGCAGUGCCGCCGCCCGCACCGCCGCGCCGCGCCGCGCGCAGGGCACCGAGCCGGCCAACCCGGGCGCGGCGCCCGGUCUUCCUCCUGUCGCGACCGACGCGAAGCAGCGGAGAGCCGCGGGCUCCACCGCCGGCGCCCGGGCCGCGGAGCCGAUGAGAGGCGGCGGCUGAGGGCCCGGGCUGGCUUCUGCCCGCCCUCUGCCCGGCACCUGAGAGGGACCGCAGCGCCCUGGGCGCGGGGUCCGGGGCGGUGCCAUGGGGGCGGACUGAGCGCUCUCUCCGGAGCCGCGGGCCCUCCUACCUCCUCGGGCGCCGGCGCCGGCGCCGGGAUCGGCGCGCUCUACGCGGGGCGCCGGCGGGAGCCUCCAGCGCGCUCUAUGCUCCUCUGCGGGCACCGCGGGCCCGGGCCAUGGCGAUAGACCGGCGGCGCGACGCGGCGGCCGGCGGGCCCGGGCGGCAGCUGCCCCCGGCCGAGGAAAACGGCUCCCUGCCGCCCGGGGACGCGGCGGCCUCGGCGCCCCUCGGGGGUCGCGCGGGUUCAGGCAGCAGCGGCGGGGAGAUCCAGCCGCUGCCCGCCGCGCAUCCCGCCGCCGGCAGCUGCUGCUCGGCGGCGGCAGCUCCGAGCCUCCUGUUGCUGGACUACGACGGGUCGGUGCUGCCCUUCCUCGGGGGCCUGGGAGGAGGCUACCAGAAGACGCUUGUGCUGCUCACCUGGAUCCCCGCGCUGUUCAUCGGCUUCAGCCAGUUCUCGGACUCUUUCCUCCUGGGUCAGCCCAACUUCUGGUGCCGCGGGGCCGGCAAAGGCGCCGAGCUGGCCGGGGUCACCGCCACCGGUCGCUGGGGCGCAAACGACCUGGCCAAUUGGACCAGCCCCCCGAGCACCCCUUUCUCCACUGCCGCUUGGGGGACCGCGGGCAACCUUAGCAGCAGCGCGGCUAAGGACGGUGGAGACACGCCACCCCUCCCCUCCCCUCCGGACCAAGGGGACAACACCUCCAACUGCGACUGCCACGCGUGGGACUACGGUAUCCGCACAGGCCUGAUCCAAAACGUGGUCACUAAGUGGGAUCUUGUGUGUGAUAAUGCCUGGAAGGUCCAUAUCGCUAAAUUCUCCUUACUGGUUGGAUUAAUCUUUGGCUACCUAAUUACUGGAUGCAUUGCUGACUGGGUCGGCCGGCGGCCUGUGCUGUUGUUUUCCAUCAUCUUCAUUCUGAUCUUCGGACUGACCGUGGCACUAUCAGUGAAUGUGACCAUGUUUAGCACACUCAGGUUCUUUGAAGGAUUUUGCCUGGCUGGAAUAAUUCUCACCUUGUAUGCACUACGGAUAGAACUAUGCCCACCUGGAAAACGGUUCAUGAUCACGAUGGUGGCUAGCUUCGUGGCCAUGGUGGGCCAGUUCCUCAUGCCCGGGCUGGCUGCCCUCUGCCGGGACUGGCAGGUCCUGCAGGCCCUCAUCAUCUGCCCCUUCCUGCUCAUGCUGCUCUACUGGUCGAUAUUCCCAGAGUCACUCCGAUGGCUGAUGGCUACCCAGCAGUUUGAAGCUGCCAAGAAACUCAUCUUGCGCUUCACCCAGAAGAACUGCAUGAACCCUGAGAAUGACAUCAAAGGUAUCAUGCCUGAGCUGGAGAAGGAGCUGUCCCGGAGGCCCAAGAAGGUCUGUAUCGUGAAGGUGGUGGGAACCCGGAACCUGUGGAAAAACAUCGUGGUCCUGUGUGUGAACUCGCUGACAGGCUAUGGGAUCCACCACUGCUUCGCCAGGAGUAUGAUGGGCCAUGAGGUGAAGGUGCCACUUCUGGAGAACUUCUACGCUGACUACUACACAGUGGCCAGCAUUGCCCUGGCCUCCUGCCUGGCCAUGUGCCUGGUGGUUCGGUUCCUGGGGCGCAGAGGGGGCCUGCUGCUCUUCAUGAUCCUUACUGCCCUGGCCUCACUCCUACAGCUUGGCCUCCUCAACUUGAUUGGAAAAUACAGCCAGCACCCAGACUCAGAGUUGCAGCUGAAGUUGGCCGUAGGUAUGAGUGAUAGUGUCAAGGACAAGUUCUCCAUCACGUUUUCCAUCGUGGGCAUGUUCGCCUCCCAUGCCGUGGGGAGCCUCAGUGUGUUUUUCUGUGCAGAGAUCACCCCCACAGUGAUAAGGUGCGGCGGGCUGGGGCUGGUGCUGGCCAGUGCAGGCUUUGGCAUGCUGACAGCACCCAUCAUCGAGCUGCACAACCAGAAGGGCUACUUCCUGCACCACAUCAUCUUUGCCUGCUGCACACUCAUCUGCAUCAUCUGCAUCCUCCUGCUGCCCGAGAGCAGGAACCAGAACCUGCCCGAGAACAUCUCCAAUGGGGAGCACUACACACGGCAGCCACUCCUGCCUCACAAGAAAGGGGAGCAGCCUUUGCUGCUCACCAAUGCUGAGCUCAAGGACUACUCAGGCCUCCACGAUGUGGCUGCCGUGGGGGACGGGCUGCCUGAGAACACCACGGCCAAUGGUAUGAAGUCCAUGUAGCUCUCAGUGCGGCUAUCCCAUGGCUCCCAGGGUCGGGGGCCCACCUGAGCACAGGUUUACAGACCAGGGACUGAAAUCGUGGCUGUGAGCAGGAAACUGAACUCUGCUGCUGCCACUGAAUCAUGACUUUCAACUAGUGUGGGAAACUGUCUUUCCAAAACUGAGGAUCAUGUGUUGGAGGAAGCAAACUCUUUUGGAAAUCACCCUUCAAAGACUUUCUUUUCUGCCAUUAAAUAUUUGUAUUUAUUUUGGUCAUUUUUAUGAGAAGCACUUUACUCCCUUCCCUCCGAUCUCAAAAUGGAACCACCUCCUUUGGAAGAGGGACAGUCACCAAGGAAGACGCUUCGUGUGACCAGUGACCAGUGUGUGGCAUCCCCUCCCUGGAGGUCUGACCAGCCACUCUUGCCCCUGUCACCUCCUCCCACCCCCGGCCAGAGCCCACCCACAGCUACCUACCUGCCUGUGCAGACCUGACGCAUUGUGUCACAUGCCCAGACGGCAUUUUAGGCAGAGAGAAAUGUAAACUACUGUGUAUCUGCUACAGUCUGUCUGGUUUUUAAAAGUUGGGGGGUUUUGUUGUUGUUGUUUGUUAUGUUUUUGGUUUUUUUCCUAUUCAAAAGAUAAGAGCUUCUGUUCACAUAUUUGGGGAAAGCAGCUCACAAAUAUCAUUAAAACCAGCUUAUUCCUUCCUGGGAGAUCAUCCUUUUAUACUUGAUGCUGGAAGCUCAUUUUGAGAGGAAAGCUGAAACAUUUAAUCCUAAAUCUUAAAUAAUCAGUGCUAAUAGCACCAAUUUCCUGAUACAGGUUUACCUGGCAACGUUCACAACUAACAGAUGUAGGAGGUCUGAGGCGUGUGACCGGUUAACAAAAUUCCUUCCAGCAGAAAGUCCCUCUUCCAGUCACUUUUUUUUGUUAUUUGUUUUUUGGUUUUUUUUUUUUUUUUUUUUUUUUGCCAGCAUUACUUGAAACCAUAGCUACUCUAUGAACUAAAACCAAUAGGAAAAUAACUGAAGUAGACAAAAGGUGACCCUACCAGAGAGGGGGAGGGUGCUCCCAAAUCUGGCCUGUACUCCCACAUCUCAAGCACACACCACAUAGAAAUCACCAGCCUGGAUGACUGUUGUUCACUGACUUCACACUCAGAGACUGGACGGCCCCCAGGAGCCAGUCCCCUCACCCCUGCUGAGCUUGCUUCCUGCUAUGUCCUCCAGCACAAGUGGGUUCAAGUGGAGAGCCUUCUAGGUGAGUCCAACUGGCAUCCAGCCUCUUAAAGCAUCAAGACCAAUGGAGAGAAGCAAUAACUCACCAAAGCUCAACCUACCCCCCUCCUGGUACCCACAGGCUCUUGUGUCUCUCAUUUCACCCUGGAUGAUGAAAUGUUCCUCUUGCCUUCUCAGGCCAGGCUGGCUUUCUCCUGUCAGAGAGGUGCUCCAGAGGACAAAUGGAGGAAUCCUACGGGAGACCUGAUGUUGCCUCUGUGCUGGGAAACACAGCCUUGUAGUAAUACAGGCACCUGCUUUUUGGACAGCCUGGGUUCUUUCUUGUCCACCUCCCCACUCAUGGCACGUCUCUGCCCUGUUUUCCUCUAGGGAAAUCAUCGUCUUACACCUAUCUGAAGCAAUCUGGUGGCUUCUACCUGAUGGCCAGCAAAGGACUUGAUGAUUCACAUCUCUUUUCUUCCCUCCCAGCUUUCUAUUUGGUCUGUCUCUUAUCAACUCCACCAACCUCUCUCCUUCAAACCCAGUAGACACUAGAAGGAGCUGGCUGACAUGACAGAAGCAUCAGGAGGGAAACAAGCCAACUUGCAGGUGUGUGUCUCUGGUAUCACACACUGCCGUCUGCUCGGUGGUGCCGGGGUCUCCAGGGCCUCGAUCCAGGAUGGGCUGCCUGGGGGGUGAGGUCCUCUGGUCAGUCUCUCUCCAGCUGUACCUGCUUGCCCUUGCCUUCUUUACAUCACUUCUGCCUCAUGUUUCAGCAUCAGCCUGCAGUCACCUUCAUUUAAAAGGCCUUUCUUUACAUCAUGCAGCCUUCGCGUGCCAAACUUGUGAAAUACCUUUUGCCUUUUUUAAAGUCCUUGCUACAAAGCCACCUCCUGGCGGUCAGCCCAAUACAUCCAGGACACAACGUAUGCAGUGGCCAGGCCAUGGGGCACCUGGAGAGGGUGGGAGGAGCCUGCCAGUUCCCUAGGCUUGGGCCUGACAAAGUGUGUCACCUGGCACAGGACCCUUGUAGUCCACCUCUACUACAGAGGGGCUGUGACUCUGGCCUGAGGCCUUUAGGAAAUCAAAAGUGCUGCAGGAAUUGCUAGGAAGACUCAGUGCUUAAAAACUUCUGACACCUCUGGUUUCCCUCUCAAAUGAAGAUAAAAACACAGGUCCAACAGAGAGACUGUUGCUUCAGCAGUCAGGAUGCACUCGCUAGUGACUAGAGAUGUCUGCCAUGGUAACUGAGCUCUCGUGACCCGAGUCCUCGGGUGUGUGGGGAAUCUGAUAUGCCAACCAUCAGUAGAUGGUAUCUUACCACUUAAGUCCCACAGCUCCCAUCUCCUUGCAGAGCACCUGUUCAGGUGCUGGUCUAGCUUAGGGAUCCCCAAGGCUCUUGAGGAGCACCUGUAUGAAAUGUAGCCAAAGCAGAAAAGCUGCCUUGUGGGCUGAACCCCAUAAAACACCAAACCAAGUGGGCCAGGUGCAGGGGCCCACCCCAGCCUGAUGCAACUGGUCCUGCCUUGCUCUACAUGGGAGGGACUGUACUUUCACCCCCCUGUCCCAUUUCCUCUGGUCGGUAGAGAAACAAUCCUCAGGCACUUGCCAUUUCAAGCCACCCGCCUCACCUCCACCACCCACUCCUGCACUGUCCUGCUCUCCUAUUGAUCAGGGAGCUGUGGGCCCCUUUCAAUGUUAGGCACAAUGUGAGAGCUUCUGAGACAGGCGUGGGUACUUCUUUAUCUUCUUCUUUUCCAGAAGUCAAUAAUAACUCUUAACAGAUACCCUAAAUAUCAGUAGUAUCCAAGACAUAUAGGGAAAAAUAAAGUUUAAAAUAUUUUAUUUUUUAAAAAGAGAAUAAUAGCUUGCAAUGAGAGGAAAGGGGCUGGCAAGUUGGUUUGGCCACAGAAUGGAAAGCAAGCAAAACUAAACCUCGUCAAGGAAGUACUGCACUACUUCAUUACUACUUCCCAGAGCCAAACAAAUGACUCAAGUGCCAUUAAACCAGUUAUGUGACCAUGGCAUCACCCAGCCCCCUAGGUGGCGCACGCAUGCCCGAAAGGCCCCCCACUUCCACGCCCUCUAUAUAAGGACACCUCACUUUGAUGUAUUUGUGUGUUUUGGAAAAGCAGUACAGUGUGUUCUGUCUAGUGGGGAACACUUCCCUCCCUCCGUCCUUUCUGCAACCCUGGCAUUUUAGGAUUCUGUGUAAGAGCCGUGUUACUGUAUAUGUUGACUGGGAUUAUUUUGGAGGUCAUUCAUAGCACAAAGCCUCAACCGAGUUCUGAACUGUCGUGCAAAGCUACAUAGCUACAUGUCUGCAUGAUGUCACAUCUGUUGUACCCUGGGGGAAGAUUUGUAUGUAAAUGUACAGAAAUAAAAAUGUUGCCCCAUUAACAAAUUUCCUCUGAAAUGUCUUCCCUACCUCAUCUGAUGGUACCCAAUGAAGGGCAUUUCAUGAUCAUUGAGUACAAGUAAUAAAAACUGUUUAUUCACA
Erinaceus europaeus (western European hedgehog) is the source of this 6316-nucleotide messenger RNA. RefSeq names its product solute carrier family 22 member 23 (gene SLC22A23). Gene Ontology annotation, cellular component: membrane. The coding region runs from base 533 to 2617 and encodes 694 amino acids. The transcript has 11 exons. NCBI's taxonomy places the organism in Eukaryota, Metazoa, Chordata, Mammalia, Eulipotyphla, Erinaceidae. The record is from RefSeq and is a predicted model, not a curated record. Gene Ontology annotation, biological process: transmembrane transport. Gene Ontology annotation, molecular function: transmembrane transporter activity.